AUGGUUGUAGUAACAAAAGAUCGAGAAAUUAUUAAGAAUUUGAUAUCUCAAGCUCUGGGGACUCUGUGCAAAACUCAGCUGUCCUUCAAGUCAAAGAUCACAAUCGACGCCCUGGUAGGUGUAACUAUCGACCACAACGAGGUUUUACUAAUCACUGUCAAAGAGGACAUUGAUCUUCCGGGGUGUGUUGUUGAAAAUAAAAAUUUUCAAAGAAGUUCUAAUCAUGGAAGCAUCAACUGCGCACGUACUUCGUUGACAUCUAACUCGCAAAUAUCGCCAUUUAGUUUCAAUAAUAUUAACAAUAAUAACGACACUCUGUCAAGCUUCUGUGAUAAUCCGACCAAUGGUGGUGUUUUAAAUAACACUUGCAAUAUCAAUAGUAAUGUUAUUAAUAACCACAGCAACAGUGUUAGCAUUGCUGGGGAUAGGAAUUCAGGUGCUCUCUCUUUCCCUCAUUUCAAAUUAACAUCUUCAUCUCAAUCAAACAACAAUGAUGUAGAUGUUAAUAUUCUAUGUCGCCCUAAUCUAAAUCUCGUAAAAAAUUUUUUUGAUUUCUCGAAAGGCUACAGCAAUAUAAAUCAAAGAGUAGAUCCCGAUCAUGAUUAUUCAUUAAAAAGCUCUAUAACAGUUAUUGCUCCAGAUAAUGAUGGAGAAGAUGAGGAGGAGGAAGAUGAAGAUGGGAGUUUUAAAAGUAAACGUGAAAGAGUUGCUAAUGUUAGUUCAAAUGACGACUCAUAUGUCACCGAGACUAAUAAUCCAACGUCAACUGGGAGUACAAAUGCACCUCAGGAUUUUACUUCACCACCAACCACAAACGAUUGUGUCAGUCAGCAUGUGAAGAAAAAGAACAUUUUCUCAAGACUGAUAUUAACUGAUAAAUUAAAAGCUCGACAGAAUGAAUUUGAAUCUAACAGCGUUUUUGAGAAGAUGAAUUCAAAGAAAAAGAAAUUGAAUCUGUUUUCCACACGAGACAAAACAACCAGCACCAUUAGCAACAGCAGCAACAACAACAGAUCACUUACAUCUCUAUCGUCUCUCUAUUAUUCCAAUGACACAAUUGCAUUUCAUCAGACAGCUGCCGAUUGUCGACUGUAUUAUGAUUUCAUCAGUAGGAAGAGGAAGGCCAGUGAUGUGCUUAACCUCAACAUUGGCAACAGUGACACACCUUGUCUUAAUGUUAAUGACCACAAUAUUGAUGACAACAACAAUAGCAGCAAUAAUAACGCUAAUGCUGUUGAGAAGGCCACCGAUUACACCACAGUGAAAAUAAAAACAGAACCUCCUGAUGCUCUUCCUGAAAUUUCAUCAGUUGCAGCUGCUACUACUGCAGCUGCCACCAUUACUGCUACUACAGCUACCACUUCUACAGCUACCAAUGCCACAGCUAUUGCUACUUUCAAUAAAAAUGUUGAUGUGUGUGAUGCAGACAAGCUGGGCAGCAAAGUUGAUGAUGAUAAUGAAAAUGGUGAAGCUGAUGUGAACAGUGAUUACAACAUGAGGAAAUAUCAGAUCAAAGAUGCAGAACAGGAUGUUCAUGAUGAUAGCAAAGAUUCGUCUCAGGAUGAUAAAAAUGAUGUUGGUUCUGUUAUUAAAAGUGGUGUCAAUGAUGACAAAGACGAUGAAGGCCAAGGAAACAGCAAUGUUAAUAGUAAUAAUAGUGAGGAAGAGGCUGACGAUUGUAAUGUUUCAGCAACGAGCAUUCGUCGAGUGAAAUUCAAGCAGCAACAGCAGCAGCAACAACAACAACUGCAGCUAUGCAAGUUUGAGGAAUCAUCCUCCUCAAAUGAAAAUGACAAUAACAAGGGUGCUCUAUUGAACCUCGUCUCAAUCUCAAAGUUCCCCGUGCCCUCGACGAAUCUACCCUGGGUCGACUUCCAGAACAUGCUGAUCAAGAGCUGGAGAAGGAACCACAACGAAGACAUGAUGGUCAAACCCGCUGCUAUUCUUAUGAUUCAAAUGGUUGCUCUUAAUUGA
Helobdella robusta is the source of this 1974-nucleotide messenger RNA. RefSeq lists its product as hypothetical. NCBI's taxonomy places the organism in Eukaryota, Metazoa, Annelida, Clitellata, Rhynchobdellida, Glossiphoniidae. The record is from RefSeq and is a predicted model, not a curated record. The coding region runs from base 1 to 1974 and encodes 657 amino acids. The transcript is spliced from 2 exons.